Messenger RNA from Rangifer tarandus platyrhynchus (Svalbard reindeer), 648 nucleotides. The record is from the annotation of a GenBank genome assembly. Lineage: Eukaryota; Metazoa; Chordata; Mammalia; Artiodactyla; Cervidae.
AUGUCAGCGUCCACCACCUCUCGCCGGCCCAUCAAGGGAAUCCUGAAAAGAAAAGGUUCCACUACUUCCUCAGUCACAGGAUCAGCCCAGCAGUCUGGUGGACCACUCCAGGUGUUCCGUAGAAAGAAGUCUCAGAGGUGGGACGAGUCGAACAUCUUGGCAACCUACCGUCAAGAGUACAGAGACUACGAUUUCAUGAAGAUGAAUGAGCCCAGCACUUCCCAGUUCGGUCUGCAGGACUAUGGGGAAGGAACUUCAGAGAAUGAAACCACGACUCUCGACAGCUUAGCCAAGAGAUUAGCCGCUAUCUACACAACCGAUUCCAACUAUCCAGUGCGGGAGCCAGAAUUGGAUGGAGCGCACAGCAGCAAGAUCUACCUUGACAGGCAAGAGAAACGUCGGCAGUUCGAACUGAAGAGGAAACUUCACUGCACCGAAGGAAAGAACAUCAAAUUCGCCCGACUGCUGAUUUCCAGAGAUCUACUGCAUGACUACGAUGAUGAUAAAAAUGAAGAAAGUUGUCGUGUCACCAGCCACUACAAGCCUACCACCCAGGAAGAAGCAGCGCAAGGCGCCAUCAGCCACAAAGGCCUGCAGACACAGACCUGCUGCUACGACAAUGAUGAUGACGAAGACGACGAUGAGUAG